CCUCAGGCAGCCAAACAGACUGGUUCGGGAAUCCUGAUUGUUUACUACUCUACUUUCUUGGCUUGUGAAUCCUACCCUUUCUCCGUGUGUCCAUGCGGCAACUCGGGGUCAAUAUACCCGGAAUUGAUGUCAUUCACAGUUCGAAAACGCAGAAAAAAUGAUGAUCAAGGGGUUGCGUACCUUCAGAACAGAUGCGCGACUAUGACUUCAGUUCAAGAGAAGGUGCGUGAGAGCGAUAUAGUAAAACACCUUCCGUAGAUCAAUUGUUUAAUGCUUUUGUACUGUAUGAAUAGCUGGAAGAUCGACGUGUAUAUGCGCAUGAUUCAUCUUAAACUGUCAACUCAAUGCUACAUUGGUAAAAGGUUCCUAUGCACCUGUACAACCGCAGGACGUAGGAAGCAUGUCCUGCAGGACACUUCCCAGAUCUUGAAGUACACUGCUCGAACGCAGCGCAAUGAGCCUUGUUCUGAUAUCACCACCCUUCAAAUUGAUUUCUCUCGUCUAUAGAGUUCCGAGCAGCAAUAUCUAGUUUCAGGCUAGGUCAUCUUCAAAGCCUAUGUCUUGCUUACGAGACUCAGGUGGUGUCUACAAGGCCACCGACUAGCACCUCACUACUGCGGCUCCUACCACCUGUCCCUCAGCUGCCCACGCGAGCGCCGCUCCCGCCCCCUGUUUUUGCUGACUACCCAUAAUUGUCUCUCGCCCGACAAGUUGCUUCUGACUCGACUGUCUAUUGAUAUACUUCACUGUUUUCUGAGUUGAGAUAAUGGGCAACGAGCAUUGUUUGUGAAUAGCAGGUGGCUUCUGUUGAUGUUCAGUUAAGUCGGUCUAGAGACAGACGAUUCCUGGGGCUGGUUGACGGGAUGGCAAUGUUGUUAUGUAGGAUGGGAGUCAUGUGCUUCCUCCGUAGCUCUCAGGUCUGCGUCAAAGCUCAUCGACUGAUCCACAGCUUUUCUUCACACCUACAGACUUUGUACAAGAGAAAAGUUCGGUGUUGAGUAGGCAUUACUAUUGCUACCCGCUCUAGUUUACGCUGCAUUGUUUGCCCCAGUUAUGCGCUGUAACAGCUAUUCUAGUACAAAAGUGGGAAUAUCUAUGUUAAGUCUAGUAGAAGGAACCGUACACUAAACUGUUUGAUCCAACAGGUGAAAAUUAGACGGAGACUAAAACGAUGAGCCUCACUCAGCGAGGCGCUGGGACUUGGGUCACUUUUUUUCUGAUGGCAGACAGAUGGCUGGGGUCGGAUAUAUUUGGCGCACGCUAGCCAAUGACAGCGCUCGUGGCGGUGCUGACUAGCCAUUUCGAGCGAUAGGGCUAGAGUGCCCAGACCUCACCCUACGCUAAGCAUCAAUCCAUCGCGCACUCAGUGACGGUGAGGAACACGGACACUCUCAACGCGAAACGCCCAUUUCCUUUCUUCUUCUUUGUCUCCGGUGGAUAAUGGGCACGAAAGGUGUUAGGUAACGAGGGUCCACAGCGGAUCCGUGGGUGUGACUUUCAGCUGUCCACACUCCAGGCUCGCUACGGGCCAAAUGCAGGGCUGGGCGACUGCAAACGGCGAGUAGGCGCCGCAGCCAGCUAUAGCAACGUUGGACAUGUUGAACCAGGCCAUCGCGAAACUCUACGGCGCAGCACUCGACGUUGAAGUGAGUGACAUGUCGAGGUGCCGCUCCGACCGACGCGCCAUGCCCAGCAAAACAUCACAGUUAUUAGACGCCCAACAGCAUCUCGGCAACCGUGACGAGCACCGGUUGGUUGGAUCAAGAGGUUUCGAAACAGGCGACCAAGCCAUGCAUCUCGCAAGCAGCUUUUCACUGCUCAUCUCCAUUUCCCGCAGCCUUCCUGUAAGCCCGAAGCGCACAGGCUUCAUUUGGAACAAUUCCCCUGGACACUGCCCGCUCAUGUUUACAACACCCGCCCAAUCACAGCCCCGGGCUGAGGUACACUAUAGCCUGAAUCAGCAAUUGCGCUUUGUUUGUUUCCAUGUUUUCUAUACGAAUCUGGGGGGAUGGCAUGCAAACCCCGUGCGCAUGGGAAAGAUGGCGGGCACGCACCAGGGUCCUGCCUUCCUUGUCGUCAGUCUGCCUGUCCCACGCAGAACAGCGAACGGCCCCCCAGUGUGACCAGCCUAUAUAUCCUGCCUCAACCACGCCCCGUUUGUCAUUCAGUCACUCAUCUCCCCUUCUGUUCGCUCUUCCUCACAUCCAACCGUCACUCAAUCCAUUCACUUACUCGCUUCCGCAAACCCUCAAAGAGCAACCUAAUAACAUCGCCCGCCACACUCGUUCCAUAGCAACUUUUCUACCACUACACACUCCAGUUCCUGACUAUUACCAAUAGACCAAAGUCUAUAGUCGUUUUCCUGCAGGAUAUCUAAUCGGAUAAUUGAAACUUAAUUCUUCAGAACCAUGCGCACCACCACACUCGCUUCGGUGCUCGCUGUGGCGGCCACCUCUUCGGCGGCCACUACUCCUAAGGCUGAGAACAACCCCGCUGGCGCCCACUACAGGACCGAAUUCGACUUCCUUGACCAGACCGGUGUCUGGGGCUACAUGGACUUGAAGUCGAGCACCGAUGGCAAAACCGUGGACCUAGACUUCAAGUUCCACGGCGUCGCCAUGUCCAAGGGAGGCCCAUUCACAUACCACAUCCACCAAAAGCCCCUCGUUGGUCGUGAUUGCGCUACUACAGGUGGUCACUUUGACCCCUACGGAGCUGGCACUGCCAACUGCAAGGAGGGCCACGGAGAACUGUGUGAGGUUGGUGAUCUCAGUGGAAGGUUCCGACCCAUCAGCGUCGAAACCGACUUGAACGAGAACGGCUUCCCGGAUGAGUACAUGUCCCUCGACCCCAACAACAAGGCCUUCGUCGGUGACAAGUCCUUCGUCAUUCACAAUGCCAAAAACAACACCCGCGUGGCCUGCGGAAACUUUGUCAAAAUCAACGGCGGUAACACUGGCUCGCCUUCUACGCCCGCCCCUGUCAAUGGAUCCGCCCCCGUAACCAAUGGCAACCCGCAAGGUGUCGUCUACCGUGCUGAUAUCGACUGGCUUGACCAGAAUGGCAUCCACGGCUUCUUCGAGGUCCACUCCGGCAAAGAUGGCAAGGGAACUGACUUGAACAUGGGCCUCAACGGUCUCAAGGGCCCUGGUGCCCCCUACGCCUACCACAUCCACGAGAAGCCUGUCAGCGGCCGUGACUGCAACUCCACCGGUGGCCACCUCAACCCAUACAAGGCCCCCGCCAAGUGCGAUGCCAGCAAGAGGGAGACCUGCGAAGUCGGUGACCUGAGCGGCAAGUACGGUACUAUCGAUGCCACCAAGUAUGAAGAAGCCUUCGCGGAGCCCUACCUCUCCACCAACAAGGAAGACAAGGCCUUCAUCGGCGACAAGUCCAUCGUCUUCCACGACAAGGACGGCAAGCGCGUUGCCUGCGCCAGCUUCCAGGGCAAGCUCGUCAAGCCUGAUGGCAGCUCCACCACUCUCCCUGCAGGAGGCAUCGGCGGUCCUACCGGCGUUCCUUGUGCCAACAGCACUACCCCCAUCAACAACGGCACUGCUCCCGGUGUCGGCGUCAACGGCACAACUCCCGGAAACAACAGCACUGUUUCUCCUCCCAGCGCACCUGUUCCCGUUGGCCCCAGCCCCCCUGGAACCCCUGGAAACCCUGGCUCCCCAGCCUCGCCUACCAGCAGCCCAGCUCUCAGCACCAACUCCGGCUCUAAGCUCGCUGUCGGUGCUGGUGCUCUGUUCAUCGCCGUCUUUGCUGCUCUUUUGUAG
Periconia digitata is the source of this 3779-nucleotide messenger RNA. Lineage: Eukaryota; Fungi; Ascomycota; Dothideomycetes; Pleosporales; Periconiaceae. The record is from the annotation of a GenBank genome assembly.